Messenger RNA from Didymodactylos carnosus, 315 nucleotides. The record is from the annotation of a GenBank genome assembly. NCBI's taxonomy places the organism in Eukaryota, Metazoa, Rotifera, Eurotatoria, Philodinida, Philodinidae.
AUGGUUGUGUUGCGGGCUUCGGAUCGCUAUUCUAACAGUCGUGUCAGGGUCGGGAAAAACCAAUUAGUAACUCAAAUACAGUUAGAAACAUCGAAACAAAAAUAUUUUAAUUUUUAUUUAAAUGUUGAUAUGACAAUGGUGGAAAUACAGCAAACAUUAAAAACCAUUAGUAAGUCUCGAAAUGAUUUAUGUAUACAAUAUGCAAUUAAAACUAUUGAUACAAAAUCAAUUGAAAUUGAUCAUAAUAUUUGUAUUAAAAUAAAAGGGUUAGAAAAUAAAUUUGCUUUGAAUUUAUUAAAUAAAUUUCAAUAUUAA